UAUAUACUCGCGCCCUGCUGCACAGGUGAGUUGUUGUUGUGGUCAGCGCCCGUCACACGACAUCAGUACCUGGCGACAACAUGAUUCUCACAGACAGACCCUUCCUUCCUGCUGCAGGUGUCGGACUGUAUCCAGAGGUAUGUCCAAAGAUGGCCAAGUCGGAUGACAUCACCAUCUUCAUGACCUCGGAUGGCCUGGAGUGGGGUCAGUUCCUGGCUGGCCAGCUGGACGCCUUCAAGGGCAAGGUGACGUACAGGACCCUGCAGCUGGAUGACAUGGAGUACGAGAAUCCAACGGAAGUGACGCACGCCUGUACCAACAGCCUCGUGGUCCUGCUGCUGGCAUCUCCGGACACCCUGAACUACAUGCACGAGAAGGCCGGGUGGUUCUCCCUCACCAUGCAGACGGUUCCUGCCACCAGCGCCGUGGUGGUGGUGACGUUGAUGGGCAAGGAGGACGUGGACCGCUACACGGCAAGCACCUACGACACGUCACGCUGGACGUACAAGGACCCCGGCCACAGACACGAAGACGUGCAGCAGAUGGUGGCCGACAUCCUGGACAUUGUCGACAGGUGUCGCCACAGCAAACCCAAGGAGCCCAGCAUCAGCCGCUCGUCCUCCAGACCCAAGCUGUGCGUCAAGCUCUUCCCCUCCACAGUCUAUGAGCCCGAGGUGACGGUGGCCCUGGUGUUCACGGAGGCUGUGGAGGGAGAGGUGGUGGUCAAGUUUGGCAAGAACGAGAAACCAGUUGUGACGUCACGCCUCAACUCUUAUGUCGUCACCUUCCCUGCGCCAGUGAUGCCCCAGGGCAAGCACAGGCUUGUGGUGACGGCGGGUGGACGUACCCAGCGGACUGAGCUGACGUACAUCGGGGUGGAGACGGCCUUCUGCAGCACCCACUACCUGUGUCAGUGUCUGGGUGUCAGUGAUGACCACGAGCUGGACCUGCGCCUGAAGGACAUCUUCGUCUCCUCCCUCCCCGGCGACAACGUGCUGGACGCCAUCUUUAAGGGCUUGCCGGACUCGGAGUCGACAGACUCGCAGAAGAACGCCAACUGCAGGUACCCGACUCUGCUGCACUUCGCCGCGGCCAAGGGUCUGGCCGAGUUGUGCUCCGCCCUGGUGGAGUGUCCGGGUAGCUCGCGCGCCUACUACGUCAGGAACUGUGACGGCCUUGACCCCGCUGACCUGGCCUUUCAGGAGGAGUUCGACGAGCUGGGCAACUACAUCAUCGACUUCAUGACGAUGCAGCAUGCGGAGGACCUGUACGCCCACUACGUCACGCUGCGUCAGCCGGAUGACGUCUUCCCAGGUGACGACCUGUAUGAGGACAUGAGUCGCUGGUCCCGCUCACCUGUAUCCCCCCUGCGUACUGCGCCUCCACCACCGGCCCCCACGUCACCCAGGGCUCCUCCACAGCUACCUCCACGGGCACAGUCCAUGGACAAUGUUCUGAAGCACGUGCCGGUGGACCAGCUCAAGGCCGCCACUCUACCAAAUCCACGCAGGAACCCUCCCCCCGUCCCUCCGGACCCUGCCGCCUUCAUGGGCAUGACGGGUGGACAGACAGGUGUAGUACUACCCCGGGGGGCAGUGGGGUCCCGCACGCAGAGCGAGCUGAUUGAGAUCCACGAGCUGUUCAAGUCCGGCGAGAUCAGCAUCAACGAGGCGCAGAUGUUGUUCAACUCCUGGCAGCAGCGGUGUGGACGCAACACGGCCGUCAGCUUCAAGGACAGACAGAAGGAGCUGGAGAAAAUUCGCAGCGAGUAUCUCAAGAAAAGGAAGGAUUCGGGCAAAGAGCAUCGCGACAUCUUCAGCUGGGUGCGCAAGGGCAAGAACAAGGAGAGCAUCCGACCUAACAUUUCUGAGCCUGUGGUGCCCCGCCAGUCCACCAAGUCCGUCUCCUACUUCAAGCCCAAGAACGAGCUGCUGAUACAAGACAGGAGCAGCACAGCCAGCACCGGAAGCUCCUCGUCGUCACGUGACAGCGGCUGGAGCGUGGGGUCACGGGAAAGCAGCCUGUCCGCCUCAGUGGAGAAGUCUGACAGCGAGGACCAAGAGGACGAACUCUCCUCGUCUACCGACGUCACACGAAGGCCGCGGACAUCGACAUCAUCCCUGACGAAUCCGUCAGUCGCUCGGCGGCCAGUUCCUUCAGCAAAUGCAGCAGACGGACCAUCGGGUGGACAGCGACCCCGUCCCUCCACCCCGACCGCCUCCACGCCGGAAGUAACUGAUGAACUCCUGGCAGCACCAGCGGCACCUACCACCACCUACACAUCGGCUGCAAGUCCUGGUGGUGACGAGUUCAUGAGACUUGAGGCAUGGUGCCGAUGGUGUGAGCUACUGUAA
Pomacea canaliculata is the source of this 2354-nucleotide messenger RNA. RefSeq names its product phosphoinositide 3-kinase adapter protein 1-like. Gene Ontology annotation, molecular function: signaling receptor binding. NCBI's taxonomy places the organism in Eukaryota, Metazoa, Mollusca, Gastropoda, Architaenioglossa, Ampullariidae. Bases 81 to 2354 code for a protein of 757 amino acids. The transcript has 14 exons. The record is from RefSeq and is a predicted model, not a curated record.